CUGCUGGCCGGCCGCGGCGGUUACGAUGCUUUGAGCUACUCUGUGGAAAAUGAUGGCAAGUGGAGCGGGAGACAGCUACUGCAAGCAAAUGAGGACAACACGACGGAAGUCCCAGGGGACGGGGGGAAGCAGAAUGUCAGAAAUUGCACUGAACCAGCUCUCCAUGAAUUCCCCAAUGACAUCUUCACGAACGAGGACAGGAGGCAUGGAGCUGUCAUCCUGCAUGUCAUUUGUGCCAUGUAUAUGUUUUAUGCUUUGGCAAUUGUCUGCGAUGAUUUCUUUGUCCCUUCAUUGGAAAAGAUUUGUGAACGCUUGCAUCUUAGUGAAGAUGUGGCUGGGGCGACUUUCAUGGCAGCUGGAAGCUCUGCUCCAGAGUUGUUUACAUCUGUCAUAGGUGUUUUUAUCACAAAAGGAGACGUAGGCGUUGGAACCAUCGUAGGCUCUGCUGUAUUUAACAUUCUCUGUAUUAUUGGUGUGUGUGGGCUGUUUGCAGGACAGGUUGUUGCACUGUCAUCAUGGAGUCUCUUGAGAGAUUCAAUCUACUAUACACUGUCUGUUGUUGCACUCAUUGUGUUUAUUUACGACGAAAAGGUUUCCUGGUGGGAGUCCUUGGUCUUGGUGCUGAUGUAUGCCAUCUACAUUGUUAUCAUGAAGUACAACUCUACCAUACAACACUGCUUGGAAAGGAAGACAAAAAACGCUGCAAACAUGGUGAACGGAUUGGCAAAUAACACGGAAAUGGAUGAUAACAGCAACUGCGAUGCCACAGUGGUGUUACUAAAGAAAGGGAAUUUCCACCGUAAAGCCUCAGUGAUCAUGGUGGAUGAGCUGCUGUCUGCUUACCCACACCAGCUUUCAUUUUCUGAGGCUGGGCUCCGGAUCAUGAUAACCAGCCACUUUCCUCCCAAAACACGUCUCUCCAUGGCCAGCCGCAUGCUCAUCAAUGAGAGACAAAGACUGAUCAACAGCAGGACUUACACCAACGGUGAAUCAGAAGUAGCAAUCAAAAUACCUAUCAAGCACGUUGUGGAGAAUGGAACAGGUCCAAGCAACUCGUCUGAGCGGGGCGUGAAUGGCACACGGCGAGACGAGGACGUGGCUGAGGCUGGCAAUGAGACAGAGAAUGAGAAUGAGGAUAAUGAGAACAAUGAAAAUGAUGAGGAAGAGGAAGAAGAUGAUGACGAUGAUGACCAUGAAGGGCCAUACACACCUUUUGACCUACCCACUGGCAAAAUGGAAAUCUUGAAGUGGCUCUUCACGUGGCCAUUGAGCUUUGUGCUGUAUUUCACAGUGCCCAACUGUAACAAACCCCACUUGGAGAAAUGGUUCAUGGUUACCUUUGCUUCUUCUACCCUCUGGAUUGCAGCUUUCUCCUACAUGAUGGUGUGGAUGGUGACAAUCAUUGGCUACACGCUGGGAAUUCCAGACGUGAUAAUGGGCAUCACUUUCUUGGCUGCAGGAACCAGCGUGCCAGACUGCAUGGCAAGCCUCAUCGUAGCAAGGCAAGGUAUGGGGGAUAUGGCCGUGUCCAACUCCAUUGGAAGCAAUGUUUUUGAUAUUUUAAUCGGCCUAGGCCUUCCGUGGGCUUUGCAGACCCUAGCAGUGAAUUAUGGAUCAUACAUUCGGUUAAACAGCAGAGGACUCAUCUAUUCUGUUGGUCUCUUGCUGGCAUCUGUUUUUGUCACAGUUUUCGGCGUGCACAUGAACAAAUGGAAACUGGAUAAGAAGCUAGGGUGCGUGUGCCUUUCCCUGUAUGGCAUCUUCCUGUGUUUCUCCAUCAUGACAGAAUUCAAUGUUUUCACUUUUGUGAACUUGCCCAUGUGCAGAGAUCACUAACGCACAUUGCAGACUGUCAGGAGGGACGUCCUUCUUACCUGUGCAAUACAAACCACGGCUGGCAUCUCCUGAAAGCGGUGCACCUCCAAGUCGUGAAGUAUAUCCUGUCCAUAGGACCUGUGCCCCAUCUCGGUUUACCCUCUCCCCGACCCCCACAACCUGGAAAAAAAAUCCUGCAUCGAUGUGAAGAUGAUAUUUUUUCUUUUUUCUUUUUUUUCUUUUUUUUUUCAACAUUCAUGUGAUUUCUUAGCUCAGUUUUUGGACAGUGACUGGUCUCUAGAUGAACUGGCUGCUAACUGGCAUCAAGCCAGGCAAAACUGGUCUGCUACAAUUCCUUUUUUAAGUUAUUUGAUGGAAGACUAAUCUAAUUUAUGUCUUAAGACUAUUGCUACAAUGCAGAAGAGGGUACAUCAUACAGGGGCUGAUUUUCGAGGAGAAUUCUGGGAUUUUUUUGGUUGUGUUUUUCUUUUUUUUUUUUCUUGUUGUUGUUGUUUGUUUUGGUUGUGGUUUUUUAUUGCCUGAGAUCAACAUCCUGUGUUGCAGCUUCUCCUUCUGAGCUCUGGGUCUCCUGUAACGAUCCAGAAGUCACAGGGCAGUGUAAUAUGGGAAUUUAAUUCAAGGUACUCAACAUACGAGUGGAUUGACUGCUUAUUCAGAGAAGACUGUCAAGGCAACAGACAGUGACUGCACCGUCAAUCACGAAUCCUGUACAGGUGUGAUGAGGAAUGGAAGGUAAACACGGACUUCAAGGAUAAACACUGCUACUAUUUUGUUAUUGAUGUCGGCGUUUUAUUAAUAGGGUGUUUGUGGUAUUUCCAAGCAAUAGUUUGAUUGCCAGCCCAGCAGGGCUACCGAGGAGACGUCCUGUUUUUCUGUCAUCUACACCUGGAAACGGAAGGUCAGAACUUUAUUUGCUUCAUCAGAUUUCUUGUAGCUUUGGGGGGAUUCUAUAGUUCACGUCUUAUUUGUUCUGAGGACAUCAGUACGUGUCAAAACUUUUCUAAAUGAGUUACAGACACUGGUUUCUUUAAAAGGAAAGAGGCGUAUUUUGCACAGACACAGUUACUGAAGUCAUUGUUUGCCACUCUUUAAAGAAUACACUGGACCUGGCCAGAUAUUUGUCUUUUUCUUAAACAGUUGAACUUCUCUGAUGGCAGAUCAUGUGGAUUCGUCACACCUCCUCUGGGAGGGAAGAAGAUGGAGAGAGAGAUGGCACUUUUAAAAUGUGUAAUAUCUACAACGCAGACUCGCUCACAGAUCUUAAGUUAUUGUGAAAAUUUAGCUAUUCAUUGUUCCAGUAUCCUUGCUAGAUUUUGUAUAAUUCUGUAUUAAUACACAGGCAGAUCCAACCCCAUCAGGAACACUAUCACGGCUACAUUUGUUUGUAUUGAUACUGUGGAUUCUUGCCAGCGCUGGCUGUUGUAUUUACUUUAAGCACUGAUCACUUCUGAUUCAUUUUUUCCCCGUUCUUGUAUAUGUUCUACUACAAGUGUGUUAAUAUAAUACCAACUAGAUGAAUGUUUUUGUCUAUGGUACAAGCAAUGGCAAAUAUUGGUAAUAAAGACAUAGCAAACCCUAGUUUUAAGAAAAAAAACAUGAAACGAAACCAUAGAACCCUCCUAAACCUUACCAAAAAAAAAAACAGCUUAAAGCUAAACUUAAAAAAAAAAAACCCGUCCUAUGCACAAUGAUAAAUCCAGCUAUCAAUUUGUUUUCACUUUUGGACAUUUGUUUUUGCUUACUUUUCUUUGGAACAGAAUGAUGUAAAUCAAAGUAUUUACACCCUGUGGCUUCCAUUCAGCUCUGCACCUUCUUUUCUUUCUUGGUUAUGCUAAAUGCGUGGAUCCUUUGGCAGCCAUUGCACUGUGCCCAUUGGAGAAGUCCAUCAGAAAAAGCCAUGACCUGCUGCCCUCAGCAAAUAACGCAUACUUGUGGAUCCCUGGCAAGAAGAUGGGUGGGCCCAGGGACAGAGAUCAGAGCCAUUGGCAUGCCUGUGUUAUCAUUGCUAAUUCUGGAAAAUAGUUGUCUUGCUACUUGUUGAGCCAUGCAGCCUGUUGUUGGAGCAGUCUUCUCAUAAGUGUGCCCAUGUUAGGAAGCCCAUUGUACCUUCUUGUUGCUUUUUUUGUGUGUGUGUGUGGUUGUUUCUUUCCUUCUUUGUUAAUGAGAUUAAUAAUAACCACUAAAAUGCCUAAAAUACUUCCUCAAAUGCAACAACGUUAGCAACGAUGUGGCACAUUUCAGUAAAAUCCACCCCACGAAUACACAGCUAUACUCCUUGUAGCAGGAUGCAGUUGUUUGGAAGCAGAGUGUUUUCCUUGCUGACAGAAGGAACAGAUUUGGGGGAAAACAAAACAAAAGUUCCACGUCAGGGCCUACGGGGCCUAUUAUUACUUCUAUUUUGAGUAUUUAUACUGCUGCUCCAAUGGAGCCAGUUGGAUCUAUUUCUACGAAAUAGCUGUUACCUAUCCCACGGCACAAAAACCGCAGGAGUAUUUUUUUAGGAGCCUUUCCUACUGGUGUGCAUUAAAUACUGUAGCGUCUCAUAGCUUUGUGUUGCGCGUGAAACCUGACAUUUGUUUUGAAGCUUGUGCAUUGAGCAGGGAUGUUCUGCCAGCUGUUUGCUCUGAGCAGAAGCAGAAGGUAUGUUGGACUGCCGGUAUCUGUGCCAUAAACGACAUGAUAAGCACUUCCUGUGCUGAUAGUUCCAGAGAGAUGCGCUUACGAUUUGCAACCAGAUCGACCAGUGCAGACCUGGUUUGGAACAGAAAAGACCAACUGAAUGUUUUUUUGUCUCCACAGAGGAGAGCCUGUCCCGUUUGUUAGCUUGUGGAAAAGUCCCCAAAGCAAAAACUUAGGCGAUUUUUGUAGCGUCCACCCAGAACUCAGACAGUUCUACUGCCACGUAGGGUGUGUUAAUAGCUUUACUUGAUGGAGCAGAGGGGCUCUUUCCCUCCCGAGAUGCAGGCUGUGUGGGGGAAGCUGCCGCUCGGCCACAGGCACAGAGCACCUCAGUGACUGCCCACAUGGGGCAGGGAGGUUAUGGCAGCAGUGCCGUGGGCUUGGGGCACUGGGCUCAGGUGUGGUUCGGAACGCAGCAGUGAUUCGGAUUCACUUUUUGCUCUUCCAAAAGCAAGGGUCAGCUUUAAGCUUGAGGCCGCUCUGGUCUUGGGACCAGUCAGGUGUUUCUGGUUCCAUUGCUGGCGGUUUCAGGCAAUCCUUAGUGAAUGUUUCAAAGGGAGAUGAAAGAGCCUUUUCCUCAGCUCGCUCCAACCUGAUUUUGUCCCAGCUGGUGUCAAAAUGUGACCCCUCAUGCUCAGCAUGACGGUGCCUUCCUUGCACGGUGGUUCAAAGGUAGAAUGACACGGGGGGAGGUCUUAAGGCAUGCAGAAACUGCUUUUGUCCCUACCAAAGCUGAAUUAUGAUCGUGUUUUGUCUUUUUUGACACACUGCACUUUUUGGUAGAUCGUUACUGCUGUAGGAACACCAAUCUGAAGCGUGUGCAUGAGAAGAGAUUCUCACUGAUGUAAUUGGUGUUUCGUUUUGGGUUUUUUUUUCCCCUCUGUGUUUACACUUGCCUGCCUUGUUUUCAGCUUCCUGUCCACAGCUACGUCAUCGAAAUUAAUUACCAUGCUUUGGAUUUGUGAUGUUUGUGCCUGUGAAAACGAAUGCUCAUCCUUACCGUUCAAGAUGCAUGACUGGCUUUUUGUUUUAUCUUAAGAACAAGCAGUCUUUUAGAACGGCAACAUUCAGUGUAGCUGGAGCAACCUGAGGGUAACAUUUACUAUUCUGCUGUCAGACGAGCAAUUUUUGUAUGAUCUUUCCAAAUAACCACAUUAAUGCUUAUAAGACACAAUGCAGACUGAAUAUUGUUGGAUAGCCUUUGAGAGAAUGCUAACUUUCUGCUGACUGACAAAUGUUUGUUAUUUAAUUAUUUUUUUAAAGCCCUGAUGGCUUUCAAUGAAGCUUGCUGAGAUGCAGAAGCGUCAGGUGUAUCUGUUUCAAAGUUUUAGUACUGGAAAGUUAAAGCUGUUUAAAUAUGUACUUUAAAACUCAGUCUCAAUGGACCCUGCGUAGCUGGAUUGAAAACUGCUCUGUAUUCGUGGCACUGCACUUGGUCAGCAACCAAUGUAGGUUGUGCUAAAACAGAGUUAAGCCCAGGGACAUCGGCCCAUGUUAUGUUUUGUACAGAUUUAUCCACGUGGGUUCAAAGCCCUGUUUUUAAGGAACGUAUACACAAGACCUCAGCCACUUUUCUUCAAAUUAGAGGAGUGAGUGUCCCAAGUAUAAUGCAAGCCUUAAAGUAAGAUUGAGUGAAAACUGACCUCUACUGAAAGUAACAACAAAACUCCAAUGAUUUAUUUCAGGGUCAAUAUACAUAUUCACAGCAGUAAGUCCUGAAAAGGACUGUUGUUCUGUGUCUUUGUAAAGAUGAAUGAACUCUUUGUUUUCUUUUUGGAAUAGAUGAAUGAAUACCUAUUAAUGGCUAGACACCUCUGAGGAGAUCUAUGUGAAUAUUCUGUUCGUAGCAAGCCUUUAAUGGCCUCUCAUUUGAAGCAUAUUUUGUAGGUGCAUCAACUUCCACCCAGCCUCCUCUGACUUGUUGGACUGAAUCUCCAGAAUCCAUAUCAGGUGUGGGCAAAUCCAUGCCUUAUGGAAAAGUUUUCUUUAUUCACGGGAAAGCAAUCAGGGAAGAUAAUAGCAAUUUCUUUCAUUGAACACCAGCAGAUAAAAUUUGGUUCUAAAAUCUAUAGUUUACCACCCUGAAUAAGCCUGAGAUCAUGGCCAAGUUGUCAAAGCUAAAUAUCCCCAGUGAAGGGACGAGAAAACAAGACCUAGAGGGAACAUUCGAGGGAACUGGGAUUGUUUUAUGUGGAGGAGGGUGAGGGGAGAUCUCAUCACUCUUUAUAACUACCAGAAAGGAGGUUGUAGAGGGCUCACUUCUCAGGUGACAACUGGUAGGACAUGAGGAAGCAGACUCAGCUUGUGCCAGGUGAGAUUAGAUUAGAGACCACGCAAAAGGUGGUGAGGAACAGGCUGCUCAGGGAGGUGGAGUCCCUGGCAGUGAGAGAUGUGUGGACAUGGUGCUUAGGUACGUGGUUUAGCUGCAGACUUGGUAACGUCAGGUGAUGGUUGGAUCUGAUCAUCUUCUGCCUGUGUCUUUCCCAACCUAAAUGAUUCUAUGGAAUGGUUGUGGUUUAACCCAGCAAGCAGCUAAACGCCACACAGCCUCUCGCUCCCUGCCUCCCAGUGAGAUGGCCAAAUUCCAGCCAGUCCCUGAGCAGUGGCUGCCCCCGACCAGCUCUUAGUCUUAUAGGCUUCUCACACGAUGCCAUAUGGUGUGGAAUGUCCCUUUGGCCAGUUUAGGUCAGCUGUCCUGGUUCUGUCCCAUCCCAGCUUCUUGUGCUCUCCAGCCUCCUUUGCUGACAGGACAGUACUGAAAAACUGAAAUAUCUGUGGCUCUGUACAGCUCUGCUCAGCAACAAGUAAACCUCAGUGUGCUACCAAGAUUGUUUUUCUCCUAAAACCAAAUCAGCCCCAUAACAGGCACUAUGAAGAAAAUCUGCUCUGUCCCAGCUGAAACCAGGGCAGAAACUAGGGCAGAAGCAUCUGAUUUCAGGGAAGCCUCUUAAAAAGCACAACUUGUGUAAAGCUCCAGAUUUUGUAAUGUCUUUAUGUAGUUAAAUUUAUUGUGGUAUAUUUUAGGUAAUUUUUGUUUUUCUAAUAGCCUCGUGGAACAGGUUUUAAUACUUCCACACUGAAACAAUCUGACGGCCGUCCUGUCAAUGUAAUCUUCAUUCAUCAGGUAGAGUUUAAAUGGUGCCAGAAAUCGGCAUAGGAAUUUUAUAUCAACAGUUGCACGUCAACUUUUUCUUGCCAGGUGCAGGAAACAAAGUGUAACGGUGCAUGCCUGAACCUAUGAGGACAGUGGUAGCUGAUGAUGGAUUAAUUCAGAUAUUGAGCUUUUGCCUUUGAGGUUUCCCAUCAGCACAUCUGGCAGAUAAGGCAGGCAGCUUGGCUUCCCAGCAAAAUAAUUCCCACUGCUGGAUGUUUCAUUAAUCUGAUCUCAUGCUAUAAUGAAGGAAGGGGCCUGCUGGUACCCCCCUUUGUCAAUGAAACACUGGAGACCUGCUUAACUCGAAACUCAUGCUUCGUGCAGAAGUCUGUGUAUUGAAAGAUAAGCACACGCUGAAGUGUUUCAAUGCAAAGUUCAUUUUAAUGAAUCCAGCUCUUUGGCAUCGCCAUUAAGUGCUCAGCAAAAGCAGCACUUACUCAGAGUGAAGGCUCUCAUCAGGAGCAGCUGCAGCAAAAUGUUCCCAUUUGAAGAGGCCGGCAGGUGAAAUUGUGUGUGAUUAAUGAGCAGAUAACUCUGAUGAGGAGGGCCUGUAUCAAACGUGCCUUGGAUUAAAAUAAAGAAAGUGACUUUGAAAAGUCUGUAAAACUUCUAUAAACUGUUCGCUAGCAGGCUGCUACUGAGAAGAUUUUUAUUACUGAUGCAGUUUAGGAAAGUAGAUCUGGGGGCACAAAGAGUGUGGUUGCCUCCAGGGCCUUCCUAUGUGAACACAGUUGUGCUGUUGACUGCUCUUGAGCAAGCACUCGAAAUUAAGUUGGAAACUGUGCUGCAAAAACAUGCUUUAUAUCCUGACUUUGAGUCCUGCUCAAAGUCACAACAACAAACAGGUGUUUGUUUGGGUGGGAACAUCUGUCUGGGACCAGGACACUGUAUGGGAGGACUUGUGAUAGAGAUGAGAUGCACAGGUAUUGUAUAGAUGUUGGGAGGUGGGAUGAAGUCUUUUUCAAGGGUCAACAAUCCCGUAAACCCAACAGCCUGCUAGUUUGCUUAGGAUUUUGGUUUGCUCCUUUUGUUACAAGGAUUCAGGAUUUCGCUUCCCCUCUCAAAAGUUGAAACCCUUUGCCUUUGAAGCUGACCCCUGUCCUGCUUCCCUAACACAAAAUUGGCACCCUGGGCUAACAGAAAUAGGGUGUAGUUUUUGACCUGGUAAAUCGAUGGGAGAAAAUGCGAGGAGAUCUUUGUGUGGCAUAUGGUUGAACUUGAACCUCCAGACUGCAAGACAGAGUCAGCCUACGGUCUGCCCUACAAUGCCCCACACCACCAAAAUAGCCAAAUAGUGGGGCAGGGAAGACUUUUAAUAGGAUGCCUUCUAAAAGGCUCUUCAAAGGGAACUGUGUGUGUGAGGAUAUUGUAUAUCUUCAGUGCCCUCGUUACUUACUGGCUUACAAAUACACAGUACUCACCCUGCCAGCUGCAAAAAUGAAUGAAAUGGAUACAGCCCUGUUUAAUUUCUGUUAUGGAGUGAAACUCAUCAUGCACUAAACAUAACUGAGCUGAGUAGGUGGUUGUAUGUAGGUCGCUCUGAAAGUAAUGCUUCCUAUUUAUUCCCAUGGAAACUGUAACAAGGAGUACGAUAACGCUGUUGGAUAGAGCACAUUCUCAGCUACGAAAUGCUAUUUUUCAACAUUGUCACCAUUAGCUGUGCAUCUUCACCAGUGAUAAACAAGAACCUGUAGGCCACACUCAUAAAAAUCUGCACCAGUGGAAGUGACCACUGUUGCUGGCACCACUGCUGACGUGCACCACCCAACCCUCACUGUGCUCACAGCCACUGCUUGGCUGCCAUCGACAUUCAGGAAGUGUUGAUGAAUGUCAGUGGUGCCAUUUUUUCCACAUGGAGGAAUUCGGUGACACCUUGGCUUCAUCCCUGCUUCCAUGCCAGACGCCGCUCUGUCAGGCUGCCCCUGUGCUGCCAUCUGUCACACGGCAACAACAUGCAAUGGGGCAUUGGUGGCAAGGUUCAAUCUCUACUGCCGUCCCACCAACAUCUGCCUCUGACAUCAUGGGACAGCACGGUGAAAUAGGAGGCAUUACUUUCAGAGCAACCCUCAUAGAUACGAGCUGGGUGUGUUUUAUGGAGCCAAACUACAGUAUACUGUUUUUUGUUAAGAGAAUCAGUCAUAAGUUCAUGUAAUUUUUAUUGGUGGAUCUGGGGCCUCGUUUUUUUCUUAA
Centrocercus urophasianus (Greater sage-grouse) is the source of this 9859-nucleotide messenger RNA. It is a transcript of the gene SLC24A3, whose product is annotated as solute carrier family 24 member 3. Gene Ontology annotation, cellular component: membrane. The annotation marks the transcript as partial. The record is from RefSeq and is a predicted model, not a curated record. NCBI's taxonomy places the organism in Eukaryota, Metazoa, Chordata, Aves, Galliformes, Phasianidae. Gene Ontology annotation, molecular function: calcium, potassium:sodium antiporter activity; calcium channel activity. The transcript has 17 exons. Gene Ontology annotation, biological process: intracellular calcium ion homeostasis; calcium ion transmembrane transport.